UCCGUGGUGAAGAAUAGCUGUGCUGCUUCACGUGUAUGAAACAAAACACACACACACACACAGGGUCAGUGGACAUGUCUGCUGUGCAACGGAGACAGUGAAGAAGCAGCGUCUCCUCCUCUUCAUCAGCGGCUCCGACACACACGGUCCAAGUCCCAGGGACAUUCACGAACAUCCGGUGGACUCCGUCUGGUGAGACAUGGCAGAGGGCGACUUUGACCCUUGUGAGUGCAUCUGCACACAGGAGUACGCUAUGAGACGUCUCAUCAACCUGCUGAGGCAAUCUCAGUCGUACUGCACAGACACUGAAUGUCCUCAGGAAUUGCCAAGUCCCAGCGGGCCGCUCGGAGGGGGAGGAGGAGGGGACCUGAUCCUCCCCAUGGUAAUGAUGGGAUGGGUGGUCGUGGCUCUGGUCCUGUUCCUGCUGCGUCCAUCUAGUCUCAGGGGACCACGUUCCACAGGCAAACCCACGGGACCCCACAAUAGCGAUGGAAGGGAGCCCCCAGCACCUCCCAUUGACUAGCAGUGGAGCCAGACAACCAUGACUCCUCCACCUGCUCUGACUGGAAGUGCACAGUUAUCUGCUAUCUGUGACCAAGACAGCGCCAUCUCCCUGUCCCUUCAUACCGAUAUCUUUAGCCUUUUUUUCGAACUGCUCAGCGUUGUUGGGUAAAUCUGUCUUUGAUUCUUGUUAGUAGAUCCCGACUGAUACUCGGUUGAUAAAGCGUUUGAUGAUAUAAUGAUCAAUAUUCAAUUCUUACUCAAUAACACAACAUGAACCAUUGUGACAGUUAUUUUUCAGCUUUGGUCUUUUUUUUAAAUCGUCAUAGAAACUUUCAUAAUAACCAAAAAACAUAUAAUCUUAUUACAAAAACUUAAAUUGAAAGAAAGUUAGUUUUGCAUAUCUUCUGACAUACGUAUGUUAGUACAAUGUACCAGAUAAUAUUGGUCAACAAUAUCAGCAUGUUUAUGAAUCAGUUGGGUUCUACAUUGUACCUCAACAUACCUUUAAUCAGGAGGUGUGGCAGACUUCUGUGUCGAUCCCAGAUCUAAGACUGAUCCUCAAACAACUGAGAUGUGAGAUGAAGGCAUGUGUCUCACGGGAUGCGGGUUGAAAAGGGAGGUAGCAGUGUAUUUUUGGUGGGCGGAUAAAUUGAUGUUUGGCUGAGUUAUGAAGGGUCACGGGUCCUUUACAUUCUCUGAAACAUUCCUCUAAUUCCACUUGAAAGUCUUUGCACAGUGCCAGUAGUGAUGUCAUAUCCCAUUUCACAGCACAUUCAAACCAGCACAAGUAACUCUGGGUCAGGAUUUAGUUUUCAAAUAACAUAACACAUUGAUUUUAAUGUAACACCUUCUUUUGUCUUUUCAUCCAGUCUACAAGAUCACCUGAAAAUAGCAGACUGGUGCAGGUGAAAACGCUAUGAGAGUGGUGAGAGUGAACAAAACAGAAAAGUUUUCAACCAAACAGCUAAAAAAUGAAACUCUUUAAAUUGAAAGGGAGCUGUAGAUUCAGGGGAUAAUUCUGUGUAUGUUCAUCACUACAACAAACCCCUCACAGUCUUCACGUUUUCAUUUGAUACAUUUAUAUCAUAGAAACACUAGAGCCACUUUAAGUAUCUGAUUAUUUGAUGCACAAAAUAGUUUUUCCCUUUCACUCUCAUUUUCAGGCAAACAGGGUUUAAUGGGUCUCUUAAUUGUAACACUAAAAUCAGCACAAGCAAAAUCAGUUUUAACCAUGAAGAUAAUCUGUGUACUGGAAUACUUUUGUUGAUAAAUUAAGAAAAUGAUUAUUGUAUACUGACGUAUCAUUUUUAUUAGCACUUUUGCUGCGGUAUCUUGAUUGUGAAGGUGUAUUGAAAGAUGAAGGCCUGUUCUUCUUCUCAGCAGUUUGUGAUUACUGGGAGCGAUCCAUAGUUUAUACUUCAUAAAUAUACGUCAAACCAGUAGAAAGGAUAGAAACGAGAAGAUGCAUUAUCAAACUGUGCCAAUGUCACGUGCCCAUCUUAGAGAACAGCUUUUUGUGACUGGACCAUAAUAUUUUAGGUCAGAUUUAUUUUAGAUUCAUGUCAGGGACAAUAAAAUCAUCUGCAGCUGGAUUUUCUGAGACUUUUUCUGUUUUUAGCAUGGUUUAUGUUACAGGGUUAUUUUAUCUUACAUCUGUAAAUCUUGUUCUAAAGCUGCUCUGCUUAAUUAGUUAUUGAUUUUACAUCUAUAUGACUUUAAUGGAGGUGUUUCAGUUAAAGGUGAAGUGAACAGAAUAAUAGAAACCCCUUAAUGCACCAACACACUCAUAUGGGUGCGCGUGUACAACAGUGCAACAGCAACAUAAACUGAAGCCUCAAAGUUUUGGGCUUUGAAACAAUCUUAAGAUAGAUUUUCUGUUUUUUUUGUCACUGUAUUAUAUGAAGGUCUGUUAUGCCCCAGUCACGGGAACAUUGUUGAUAUUGUGUAUCUCGGUCUUACUCUCCAUCGUAUGAUAUCAGAAAUUAGUGUCUUUUGAAUCUGGCCAUGAACUGGAACAACUGUGGGAUCCCAACUUUCUUCAGUGGCUGGCUACUCUUCAUUUUCAAGUCAAUUUCUUUUGUUUUUUGAUAGAUAUUUCUAGACUUUGGGGCUUUCUUUCUAGACUCAGAUAUGACAGGGAGGAGAUAGAGGGAAAAUCUUCGACAAACCACAAGUAGUCAUAAAUACAGAAGGGGGAAGCCCAUGGGGAAGUAAAUGGUUGAGAUGAACACCUGGAUGAUCUGGUAUCAGAGGAGAUCUUGAUUUACACUGUCAAUCUUGAAGAGUAAAAGGGCUUCAACUAUGCACUUUUCCUAUAACAAAACAAAAAAUAAAAUAAAAAAUCAGUCUUA
Limanda limanda (common dab) is the source of this 2855-nucleotide messenger RNA. RefSeq names its product small integral membrane protein 14 (gene smim14). NCBI's taxonomy places the organism in Eukaryota, Metazoa, Chordata, Actinopteri, Pleuronectiformes, Pleuronectidae. Bases 200 to 523 code for a protein of 107 amino acids. The record is from RefSeq and is a predicted model, not a curated record. Gene Ontology annotation, cellular component: endoplasmic reticulum. The transcript is spliced from 5 exons.